AUGGCUCAAAAACCCAGAUGGGGCGAAUUGGAGGAAGAAGCUGAUGGUGGUGACUAUGACUAUUUGUUACCGCCGAAACAGGACGUCGGCGCCAAACUCACCAUGGUUUCUACCGAGGAAAUCAUCUUUGAGCGACCAAGGGCUCCAGUUCCACCACAUAUGAACUUCAUAUGCAAUUGGAAGCAUUUAGAGCUGGCUUUAAUCAGGUUUUUUAGGCUUCAAGUUUACAAAUAUUUUCUACAAGAAACUAGAGGAAAAGUAGCAGCUCUGCUAAAGCAACAAGGUGCUUUUGCCAAAGUUCAGAUAAAAACGGCUCCUGUAAAGGAGGAAGUUCCACCUUUGCUUGGAGAAAAUGGAAAAAUUGAGGUAUGGCAUAUUGAUGGUGAAGAAAAGACGGAAUUACCCAAGGAGGAUAUUGGAAAAUUUUAUAGUGGAGAUUGCUAUAUUUGUCUUUACUCCUACCAUUCUGAUGAAAAGAAAGAAGAUCACUACAUGUGCUGUUGGAUUGGGAAGGAUAGCAUCCAGGAGGACCAAAAAACAGCUGUUCAACAAACUACUUCAAUGUUCAACUCUAUGAAAUGCCAUGCAGUUGGGAGUGGCGCGAAAAUCCUCCAUGGUGAAGCUGCUCUUGCCCAUUAUCUAUCACAACACUUAAUAGAUAACUUAAAAGGUAACUUGGAAGGAAUAUUUGCCCCUGGUUGGAUAGGAUAUGGGAAUGCUUAUGCAUCCAAAGAAGCAGAUGAUCAAGCUAUGUCUGGUUAUUGUACUAUUGCACGCUUAUUUCCUGGGUGUCACUUACCUAAACUCGCUGAGCAGUUUUUUUUGCAAGCAAAUGCAAUAUGUCCUUCGGAUCCACUUGUCAUGAACAAAUUCAUUGGGCACACAAAAGAUGUCAUGGGUUUGAUCAACUGGACCACUAAUUGCUUAGGAUGUUUCUUGCAGAAACUUUGGAUGUUGUUCAAGACAUUGAUUGGGUCAUUUCUCUUGGAAAUGCUUUUGCAAAGCAGUAUGAGCUUUAUACAUAUGAUGAUGAGCAUUCUGCACUACUUCACAGGCUUAUUUUGGUGCUGGAUUAAGUGGAGUUCUGCCUUGGUGUGUGCGAGUGGGAAGGAACCAACCCAAUGCCCCCGGAGUUCUAGCACCUUCCAUCUUUACUUCCUAUGUAUCCAGGGUCUUGUUCAAUGCUUUAGCUGUGUUUGCUCUAAGGGAGAUCAACUUAUCAAAAGUAACCUUCUCAACAACAACAUUCUACUUAAGAAGGUGAGUAAUCAAGAUUAAGGGAGACUUGUAAUCAUGUUUGGCAUUCCUUUCCAGUAAGAAACAGAGUUGUAUGAUUAUUUGUUAGUUUUAUAGGAAUGUAUAACCCAUGUUAGCAAUGUAUUAUUUUUGUUUA
This is a messenger RNA of Lactuca saligna, 1393 nucleotides long. NCBI's taxonomy places the organism in Eukaryota, Viridiplantae, Streptophyta, Magnoliopsida, Asterales, Asteraceae. The record is from the annotation of a GenBank genome assembly.